GAGUAUAUGCUAAGGAAUUUCUUGGUAAACGGUUGCAGUUUGGACCCCUACAAGCUGAAAAAAUUCUUGCAGGCAGCCGACAAGUGGACUGUGGAAGAGGAGAUUCAAGAGAGGUUUGGGAUUGUUUUUAAGAUUACACAGGAAGAAGGUGAUUAUCUUCUCUUGGAUACACAGCAAGAAGAACGCAGCAACUGGAUGAUAUUUGUGCGUCCAGCAGAAAAGAAAUCUGAGCAGAACUUGGUUGCUUUUCAGUAUAAAGGAGAAAUAUAUUUUGCUACAAUAAAGGAAAUAUCACCACAAUGUGAACUUAAAGUAUGGUUUUCAAAGGACUAUGCUGAGAGGAUGGGAACAAGAAUCCUAGCUGAGGAAGGUGUUUCAUGGCAGUUUCGCACUCGUCAGAGAUUUAGUUGUCGAGGAUGUAAGGUUGUAUUUAGUAGUGCUGCCAGCCUUUCAAAUCACCGUUGCUCAAAAGCACAUCAGAGUUCAAAAGGGGAAACACUUACAAGUGUUCGUGGGAGACAAGGUAAGAAAAGUAUUAGUAGAGGUGGUGGAAGUCAACUUGGAUUAGCACCAUCAACCUCAGGUAAGAAAACUCCACCCAAGAGUGAAAUUCCGCAGCAGAGAGAGGAAAAGGCGAGGGCUUCUGUAAAGCAAGAGCUUGGUUCACCUGCAUCAUCUACAGAGUCAGAAGAUCCUGAGCCUUUUCCUGUCACAACUCCCGAACGACGAAGUCCUCGAUCUAGUCCCCGUGGCCGAGGAAGUGUAUAUUCAUGUUCAGUUUGUCAGAAAGUAUUUCUUAGCCCAGGAAAGCUAAAGCAACAUUCAUAUUCACAUACUGGAGAGAGACCUUUUUCAUGCACUUUUUGCCAUAAAGCAUUUUCAUCAAGGUUUAAACUUGUGCGUCAUCAGCUUAUUCAUACAACUGAACGACAACACCAGUGUCCCCUUUGUAAUCGUAGUUUUCAUCGCAAAGAUCAUUUGAAGAAUCAUAUUCAGAUUCAUGAUCCUAAUAAGCAGUUUAAGUGUGAGAGACCUGAUUGUGGAAAAGAAUACAAUUCUUAUAUGUCAUAUAGAAAACACUGUGCUGUUCAUGCUGCAGAAGAAGGGGAUUUGCAGUGUAAAAUUUGCCAGAAAAUGUUUGAAACAAAGUCAGACCUAAUUUACCAUUUGAAGGUUCAUGUUGGUUCAAGAUCAGUUAAGAGUCCCAGUGAGAAGAAAUUUCAAUGUGAUCACUGCGACAGACGUUUCUUCACCCGAAAAGAUGUGAAACGACAUCUCGUGGUCCACACAGGGAAAAGAGACUUCAGUUGUACAAAAUGCCCCCAAAAGUUUGGAAGAAAAGAUCACUUAGUUAGACAUAUGAAAAAAAGCCAUGGCAUGUCAGAUGUUAGUCGUUUAGAGGGAUUAGAUGUAAGCACGCCAGGUACGUCAUCAGCAACCCAAGCAAUGUCUCCCACUGCUAGUGUAGCAUCAUCUCCACCUCCUGCAUCUGGGAGUCAGUCCAUACCAAUGGUGCUUCUUCCAGAGCCAGUGGCAGGACCAUCUGGACUCUCUGGAACAUCCAGUCUGCCAAGCACUUCAGGUCUUUUAAAUCCUUCAGGUGACACUCAGUUUGUAUCACCUUCAUUCCAGCCAGACUUUAGGAUAUUUGAAGAGAGUAUCAAAGAGGAGCCAGAACUUCAGCCAAGUAUGGAAGAAAUAGAUCCAGGAGGUGAUGAUUUAAGUAAAAUUUUGGGCAUGUAUUUACCAUCUGGUUCCAUGAAUAUUGCUGGUUCAUCAUUAUUAGAGCCUACAGCUCAGCGGACAGAAGAAGAGUCCCAUAGAGUUCUCUUAGAAUCAACACUUUUACGUCUCCCACAGGAGGAAAAAGGCCCUUCAGUGCUUGAACCAGGAACCAUAUUUACGAGAGAGCCAAUGGUGACACACCCCAUCCUUGGUGGUAUCCAGAGUGAAGGUUUUGGACAAGGAGGAAUGAUGCCUUCUACUAUCUUAACGGAAGAUUCGCCAAGUGUUUCCGGCAGUUCAGUUCACCAUUCCUCUGGGUCCAUAGCACAACUCUCAUCUGAAGAUAACAUCCCUGCUGUCAGAACCACCACAACACCAACCACUAGUGCCGCAGUUACCACAACUGCUUCGCUUCUUCCUACACUUCCAGGAUUUGACCAAGCAUUCCCUUAAGGGGACUGAGUGAAAUCUGUGAUACAAGCUGAACUAAUGUUGUCUUGUGCAGGGAAGAAAUAGUGAACAGGGAAGUAGUUUUAACUUAAAACAGGCAGGGUUCUUUUUUAUUUAAGAUAUGUAACGUGUAAACAUUGUAAAUGUGAAAAUGGUAUGUUUACUAAAAAGUAUGGCAUGGGAACUCAUUUAAUGAAAAGAAAAUGGUGAUUCCCUCAUGUUUUUAUAGUGAUGAAUUGUUAUUUUUUCUUUUAAUGUAGUGCCAGAUUAGUUAUAAGCGUCUGCUGCAAUAUUCAAUCAUUACUCCAUAGUCGGUGUAUGUACCUGGUAUAUUCUGUGGAGAAUGAGUCAUAUUGUUAGGCAUUGGUAUUGUCAGAAAAAUGUAAGUUAAAAGUAACUUCUGAGUUUUUUACACUUACUUUUAAAAACGAAUUCAAACAAAACUUCAUAGAGCUUUAUGCGCUUCUCACCAACCAUGUAUCAGAUGGACCAAAGUACCUGGAUGGCAAAAUCCCCUCUAUGCUAUUGUAUUGCAGUAGUCAUUAUUUGUGUAGUUCCUGUAGUUAUAGCUUUUCCUCUAUCUUUUGAUUUCUUUUACAUUUGUAGAGGAUUUGUAGAGGUAUUGUUAAGAUUGGAUUAUAUUCAUUUUUAAGUUUCUUCUACCUCUGUUAGAUUUAAGGAAGAUGUAAGCGAACUGGAGUACAAAGUUGAUGGAUUGGUUAGUAAGGUAGCUUCAUGGGUGUCUACAUGAAAUUUGGGUAGGCUUAUAUUGUUAGUUCUGCAGUAUUUAAUUUUAUUUAUUUAAAAAUUAUGAUUUUCCAAGGCAUAAGAGAUAGGACUUGUUUUGUUCUUUUCCCUUGAAAGCGAGAUUCACAUUCAAAAUAUCUUCAAACCCUGUGUAUACAUAUCUGUAAUUCUUUUUGUUGUGUGUGUGUGUGUGUGUGUGUGUGUGUGUGUGUGUGUAACUUUUGUUUGCAUGUGCUUUGUAAGUGUCUGCAUGAAGUUAAAGGUUUUUGUGAAAAUGUUUAUAGAUGUAUAAUUGAUUUAUUUACAAGGAAAUUUUUAAAAGGAAUGUUGGAAGUACUUCUAUAUUGGGCCCCCAGUGAUCUUUGCAGAAUUCUGUGAUAAGAUCUCCCUAAAAGGGAUGUAGGAAAGUCUUUAUACUUUGUAUGUGUGAUAUGUAUUUAAUGUUUGCAUACAUACUCUACAGUGGUACCUUGACCUUCGAGUUUAAUUCGUUCUGGGGCUGAGCUCGUAGCUCAAUUUGCUCGUACAUCAAAUCAAUUUUCCUCAUAGAAAAUACUUAAAAUGCUCUUAAUCCAUUCCAACCCUCAAAAUGCCACUGCAUAUUUUUAUGUUUCAUGUUAUUAAAUAAGGAAAAUUAAUUUCUAAAUAACAAAUAUUGUAUAAAAACAAAAUAGAAAGAGUAUGGAAAGAUAAGAUAAGUUUUUAUAAAGUGCACAGGUACUGUUCAAGUCACGAUAAUUCUUCUUAUGAUAAUCCAAUUUUACAAGAGAGACUGAAUUACAAUACAUACCCUAAUCUUAUCCCAUCUUCUUGUUAAAUAAGUUAAAAAAACAGCAAAAGAGAAUGCUGAAAGUAUUUUUUUUAACAUAUUCGUUGCAUAAAAGUGAAGAGCCAUGAACAACCGAACGAGAAACAACAAUAUCCGUUUUGCUUGUAUUACAAUCAUUGUACGAUAGUAAAAAUUACCGUAGUUAUGUUAUAAUUGACGUUAUGUAGAAUAGGACAGAUAUUUUUAUGUAAUGACUUUAUUCAUUCUAGAUCAAAGAUCAACAAGGAAAUAUACUGUUAAAUUUAAACCAAGUUGUAGCUAAAGCUGAGAAAGCUUUUCAAGCUGCUAAUGAGUAUUAUUGUGCAUCGGCAACAAGGAUAACACUUCUGUAAACACAACCGUAGAUAAAGUUGAGAGAAAAUAAUUUUAAUCCAAAUUACUGGGCUUGAAAGAACACAUUUUACUGUUGUUUUCACGCCGAUAAAAGAUGAUUAACGUAAAGCUCGUAUUAUUAUUAAAUAAAUUGAAAAUAGCGAACGGAAUCACGUAAUUUAUUUUACUCAAACAUGCCACCAUUGUAAUCUGUUAAUGAAAAAAUAAUUUAGUUCACCACAAUCACAAUGAGACGUAUUCAAAUCAUAUUUCGACUUAAAAACAUGUUGUAUAACGAAAAAUGACCUUGUCUCAUGUGAGUCACAUAUCUAGAUAUUUGUUUAUGUUAACUAGAAGCAGUAAAAUUCUCUCAGAAUUGAGUUAAAUAUGACGAAACAAACUCGUAUUUGCCACCAGCUAUGUUAGUAGUAUUUUAUAAUACAAUAAUACCAGCAUACAUAUUAUCGGACAGUGAAGUAAUGUAUAACUUUUUAAAAGAUUCAUGGAAAAGAUGCACAUUUACUUUUUCUUCUUUGCUUAUCUUAAUUUAAUUCACUCAUAGGUUAAGGUACCACUUUACUUUUGUAUCAGGACCCAAAGUCAUCAUCACUGUCAAGGAAACCAGUGCAUCAGGUGCAUUAAAGUAAUACUUGUCACUUGCCUUUUGGGACAUACAUGGGUUACAUUCUCUUACAUUUCAGGUACAUCUAAUACUUACACUAUUCAUCAACGAUGGAAUUAUUCAUGGAAUGUAAGGUUGUCAUAUCCUGUAAUCUAAAGCAUGGAAGUAGUGGACUGUAUUAUGUUACCUACUCAUGUAGGACUUAUAAGUUUAGCAAAGCAGCUUUUGAACUUAAAGAAACUGUGCACAUAGAUGUAGUCCAAAUCUUUAUUCGUUUGUGGUUUCCUGCUUUUCUUUAUUUUACCUCCUACUCCCUUUUUACUCUUCCUUGACUAUGAACAAGGGUCAUGGGUCAUUUAGUGACAAUAUUGCUGUGAUGUAAAUAUAUUGGACAGUUUUCAAAGCUUGGAUGAAAAUGGUUGGCUGCGAAUAAUGGAGGAUCUUUAGGAAUUAACAAUACAUGCAAGAUGCCAAGAGCAUUACAAUAAUAGGUAAUAUUCCUUUGAUAUUAUUUAAAGGUCCCUUACUCCAAUCAUCUAUGGUAAACUUGGGAAUUUUAGAUCCAGUUAGUGUUGAAGGUCUCAGAAUUGUACUUCAAAAUGUUAAAAUCUACAGGCAGUGAACCACUCAUGGCUAAUCUGUGAUUGGAAGUCUACAUUAAGUGAAGUGCUAACUGUAUGGUCAUUGGAUCAUUUUUUUUUUCAUUCCUAAUUACAGCUAACAAGAAAUUGCAGUUGUAAUUCUUCAGUUCUAGAACUUGGAGAAUGGAAAAUGUCAAAGCUUACUUAUUUUAUAAGGAACCCAUUGUGCCAGUUAUGAACCUGGUUAAACUUGAUAGGAUGAUGUUUGUAAUGCACAACUUCAUGUAUAAAAUUGAUUGUCAUUUGUGCAGUUUUAAUUCAGAGAGCAAAAAUCAAAAAGAUGGCUUUCUAGCAGGACAGCCCCAAGUGGUAUUAAGUCAUAACAAGGAGCUGAAUCUCGUGAUGGGUUAUCAUCACCACCUUAUGAUAACUACAACCUAGGAAAAAUGGUUUUAUAGUCACCUGAACAGUGCAUGAAUCUCAUUUAAUCAAACUCAGGUGUUUCCAUCACAACCUUUUGUUGUAUGCAAAAUUUGUACAUUAGGCGAGUUCUUUACAAACUGCGUAAGUGGGAUGUAGUUUAGAUUUCAUGUGUCUCAAGUGUAAUAAAAAUGGGUAUUAGGAAUGAUCUACAGGGACAGAAAACCAAUUUAAGAAUUACUGCAAUGACUGUCCAUUUAAGGUAUGUACUUAUUUUGCGUAUAGUGUUUGAAACAAUGACUUCACUGCAAUCAAAUGUUUUCAGUAACAAGAUUUUGAUGAAAGAAAUAUUGACAUUAACAAAGGCCUUCCAGUGAAUUGUCAACAUUAAUAUUCGAGCACGGCUAGUAGAAGAUGCAAAUUAGUAAAUAAAACUUGAAAACUUGAAUGACCACAGGAACAACUCAGAGUUAGCUAGUGAGAAAGUAAACGUUGGUUCCAUGUGUUCUAGAUGAGAGAGAGAGAGAGAGAGAGAGAGAGAGAGAUUUUUCAUGAAAAUAGUUUAUUUCAUAAAUUUUAUAACUCAUGAAAAUAGAUUAUUUCAUGAGUGUAUUCUGAAUUAUCUUAUCUGUAACCAAUGUCAGAUACAGCUUGAAGAAUGUUUUUUUGUGGACUUAUAAUUGCUUGUUUUUGAAAGUUGUUGCAUGAGACAGUGUUCAAAGAUGAUAUAUAUUGUUACUCUUGUUACUCUUCUUAUGAAUUCUUGGAGAGCUGUGGUGGUGUCUGUGAGUAUGUCAUUGAAACUGAAUGUAUGAAUGAUUUUUUUUAAUUGAAUUUUUGCCUCUGGGAUUGUUAUGAAUAAGUGGAAUGUCACAGUUUUUUUUUUUUUUUUUUUUUUUUGUUAAAGCAUGUUGUAUCAUUAUGCCCAUACUUCCACUGUGUGAGCAAAGCAGUCAUGUUGAAACUAUCUGCAAAGAUAUGUUUCAAGAGUUUACUCUUUAAUCACUGGUUUAAAACUAGGAAACCAAUUGCAGUAUAUAAGAAAAUCACUCUGUAAAAGAAUGACUAUAGUAUGUAUAUGUAUCACACUCUGUAAAAGAAUGACUAUAGUAUGUAUAUGUAUCUUUACAGAUAGCCAUUUUUAGUGUACAGUAUUCUGCUAGUCUUAUGUUCGUUUAUAGUGGUUGAAUGGGCUUGGUGUAUACUGCAAGUCUUUAUGUGUGAAACUGGCAUUGCACAAUUUAUUGUAGGAUGUAAAGAUGUAUUUGUAUCCAAGCAAGAUUUCUGUUUCUACCUCUAGUUCUUCAUAGUUCUUACCUCAGUUGUAGUUUUCACAAAAGUAUUUCUUUAUUUUUUAUAAGGUACAUAUAUUUAAAUUGUUAUUCAAUAUGCUAAAAUUAUCUUUAAUUUGUUGUUGACGUUUGUUAUUAUUCAGUGAAGUAUUGCAGUAGGGAUACAAAAUUUCUGUUGUGAACCCAUUUAUAUUUAUGAAAAUUAGAAACUGCUUAACACCAAAUCUGUUAUUAUAUAUUGAAAGUAGAGUUAUAUUUUUUAUUCAUAUUACAGUACAUUAUCAAAGGUUAAAACAUGAAGUUUUGUUUGCUUGUCUGUCAGCCAUUUUUAAGUGGGUGCUUUACAUUUAAUUGAUUAUUAUGUGAGCUCAUCAAGAAAUUGAAUUGAUGAUCAUGUUAACUUUUAUUAAUACGGAGUCUAGGUAGAACUUUCAGACCUUUUUUUUUAUAAUAAUUUAAACUUUACUUUUGUGUGAAAAUUGUGUGGUCAUUUAGAUAAUGUCUAGUAGUAAUUUUGUUUAAUGAUAAAGGGAUUUUGUUAUGCUAAUCACUUAUCACUCAGCUACUUUCAUACGUCUGCCCCAGCAGUUUGAUCUCCAGGCGUGCCUUCGGUGAACAAAUCUCUUAAAAUAUUUCUACCUCUUGCCUUUUGUGUAAUUGGUUGGCCAAGAAAUUAAUUGUCUUGAAGAGUGCUUCCCUUUUUCUGCCUGGGGAAUAUUCAGCUGCAAAGAAAUGCCCCCAGUUGUUAUAAUUCUUUUGCUUAACCAGCUCCUGACAUUCGUAAGUUUUACCUGGUCGGAACUUGUGCUAUUUCAUUUUCUGGUUAUUUUUUUAAUACGGAAGGUAGCGAGAUGUUUUUUCUGUGGUUUCAGAAUUUAUAAGCGUGAGAGUUGGGUAUUGGCAUUUUUACAAUUUAGUACCUUGUUUUAAACAUAAUGGUGAUGCUGUCUGUUGAAGUGCAGUGUUCCCCUGUAUUCGCGGGUGAUGGGUACCAGACCUCCCUGCGAAUAGCUAGAACCCCUGAAUAGUUGGAACCCCUUUGCUAAAAAUGCUUAAAACUGCUUAUUUUGUUAACUAAAUCUCAAGAAAAAACCACUAAAAAUGUUUAUCUCAAGAAAACCCACUAAAAAUGUUUAUACGUACCUGGUUUUUUAAAGUUUUAUCACAAAAAUUACAUUUUGUGAUGAAAUUGAUAAAAAGAGAGAAAAAAACAGGAAGUUGUGUAGAUUUCUCAUAUGAAAAUACCAUGAAUAGGCAAAUUUUCUGCAAAUAAUAGGGAUAUAUGUUCCAGAAAGAAAUCCCCGAAUACAUGAGUCUGCGAAUCUGGAGUGCCCGAAAAGGAUGUUGUUGGUCACUUGUAUCAUAUAAUGCCUUUAUUGGUUGUGGUGUUAAAUGAUACUAUCCUAGGGACAGUGAUCAUGACUUUAUUAUACUGUAUUAGGAAAUGAUUACUUGUAAAAUAUGAGACCAAAAAUGUAUAUAUUAUUUACCGUGGUUAAUUUUUCAUUUUUUUAUUUUUUUAGAUAAAAGCCUGUCCCAGGAACAGUUUGGAAUUUUAGAAGUUCUUAAUAAUGUCAACUUUUGCACUUAAUUGCUGGCACUUGUUAUUGGUACCACUCCCAUUAAACUAGACCCAGUCCAAGCACUAGUCAUCUAAGAUGUGUCCAUCUUGACCGAGCUCAUUGUCCAGUCUCUCAGGUUUUAAGGGUUAACUAGAGUUAUCUAGUCAGCUUUUUAUUACUUACAUCUACCACUGAUUGGCUAGUUUUUUCACAGCCAGGUUAUCCAUUUCUUCCACCUCACUUUCUACUUUAUAGUAUAGUAGAAUUUCAAUUACUGUAUUUUCCUUCCUUGGGACCAAGUUGUUCCAAACAUGUUUAUGGGUCAGUCCACCAAUUUUUUAAAGUAUAAUGUCUGAAAUACAACCUUUUCAGGUGUUGAAGACACUACUAACUAUGAAGAUGCUCCCCAGUUUUUACUUACAAAAUCUUUUUUGAGAGAGGGAGAGAGAGAAAGAGGGGGGAGGGGGGAGUCAAGUUGGCGUUUUUUUUUUCCACAUUCAACUGUCUCCAUGUAUUAUAUUUAUUGUGGCUUUGGCUCCUUAGGGAUAUAGAUUAUUAUAGUUUUCAGUUCUCUUCUUUAUUCUAAAAAAUACUUAGUUUUGUUUUAGGUUUUUUUCAAGUUCAUAUAUUAUAAAAUAAACAUUUCUGAGGUUGAUAUAACAGAGAACUAAAAAAAUUUAAUAGAUUACAAAGUAAUAUAUAUAUGAUAUCAACUGGCUAGCCAUGUUGUCAAAAAUUUCAUUGACCAACAUAUGAGUACACAAUUCAGUCUGAAAGCCCUCUUGGUUCACUGUGUUUUUCAGCAUGAGACAAAGUUGGUACUGUAUGUUUAGAAGAUCUCAGAAUCAAGUUUUAUACAUUAAUACCUGUCCAUUUAGUUUCUAGAGGGCACCCCACUCAGUAGAACUGAGUCAGUAUCUUAGGAAAACCCUUAGCAGUCCUUCUUUCUCAACAGGUCUGGGGCAAGAUUGGCCCACAUUGGUGGAGGACCUGUUUCUCCUUAUGAUUGGUACUGAGGGCUGAAGGUUCGUGUUUAAAACGCCCCAGGACUUGGGGAGGCUCAAGUCUGAGUCAGUACAGCUAUAAUUUUUUUUUUUUUUCUCCAAAUAGGAAGAACCUUAGCCCAUUUUUCUAAGGCAUGUGAUUGGGUAAAAGAAAUCUGGUUGUCUUUUAUAAUGGUCAACACAUGCAGAGAUGUACAAACAGCAAGAGAAGCUCACUCUGUUAGUAAACUUGUAUGCAGUCUUUCAACUACUGAUUCAGUGUUCACCAUUGCCAAACUCCAGAGCAUAGAAAAUGGAUACCCUGGUGUCUCGCUGGAUCAACAGUUGGCUUUAUAUAUUGUCUUUCAUACUUAGGAUAUUGUUUAGGACUUGUACACAGUUUUUACAAGGCUUUAGAAAUAUAGAUUUUUUUCCAUGAGAGAUGUUUUUGCACAGGAAAGCAAGGCAGCAGUCACAGUUAUACCCAUCCUGUGCAACUUAUGUCAAAGAUUAGUCAAAGAUAAAACCUAAGCCACAUAUUCAUCUUUGGAAAGAAAUUUAUUUAGUUCUGGAAAAAAUAAGUUUUCAGUCCAUGUGCUCUUCCAAAGCAACAUAUUCACCUUGAGGCCAUGGAGACUCGGAGGAAUCCAUAAUAACAGAAACAAACGGCUAGGAAGGAGAGCAAAAGUGAAAGCAUCUACUCCCCAUGGCAGUUAAGGAAAAGACUGAAGCGUCAGGAGGUCAGAUGCCUGGUCUCUAACCAGCUAUCACCUUAUACAAACUUUGAUUGUUUUAACCGGUUACCAGCUGGCAGUUGGAAAGUAAUCCUGUUGUUAAGACUUCAGGUUUGUUAACUAUGAAAAAUACAAAUUGAUUUAAAAAUUUGUUAUAUUAGAAGUAAAUGUACCUGCAUAGGCUGUGUCCUAGGGCUGCAAUCUUCACCCCUGAGUAAUGUAAUGGCAUAUAUCUCACCAGAAAGCCCAUUACUGGACUGCACCGAAAAGAAUGGAUAAUGAAGAGGACCCAGAAAUAUUAAGGACUUUUAAAUAAUGCUACAUUCUCUGUUGUAUUGCAGACGUACUGUAAAUGGCAUCCUCCCCUUCCUGGAUGUUGCAUACAGCAAAAUCCAACAGGUUAUGCUACCAUGGUCCAUUUAAAAGUAUGAGCUUAUGCAUUUGCUUUAACGUUUCCUGUAAAUGCCGACAGGUAAAAUCGUGAAUGCCUUCAUCCAUUGUUGACUUCGAAAUGUAAACAUUCAUGCGCACAUACCCACUGCUCCACAUGAAGAGAAAACAUAUGGAGGCUGAAAUUUCAGCAGAAAUGUUAUUAAAUAACCAACAGUUUAAAUGCAUCAAAAGUCAAAAUUUAGCAUACCAAUCUGCCUGUAACUGCUGCCCACCAGUCUCUUGUAAACAUGUGUACUUUGUAUCUUAUUAAAUCACUUUUGCAAAUCUGAGUGCACAGAGAAGACUUGAUACAAAAUAAAUGCCAUAGAAACAGCUAUUGUAUCCAGUAAUAAUGCAAUAGGAACAGCUAGUGUAUUCAGUAAUAAUACACUAUAAAAAGAAUACUAAAUCAUUGCUCUCACUUAUGAUCUAGGUUAUACACAGAAAAUUCAGCUUGCCUGCCACAGAAUGUUUUAUGACCUAAUUUCCUUACAUUCAUAACAAAGUACCUACACUAUUGCCUUGCUCUUGUAACUUUUUUUUUUUUUCUUUUUAUAAAUUACCACCCAUAGAUGUAUUUAGCCUUGGGAAAUGAGCUGCUGUUUUUGUUUCCUUGGAAAUUCUGUAAAAAAAAAUAUCACUGAAUAAUGUUAAAAAGCAACUAUGAUAGAUUAGGUUUUUGAGACUUAAAAGAGGACUGAUUUGUCCAUUUAUUAAUUUUGUGUGACAAUGCUGACAGUAUAAGCAUCCAAAAUUUCUUGAGUUUAAUGCCGAAUUUAUGAACAGUUGACUGUUUUAACCAAGUAUAUUUGAUGAUAUGUGACACUUGAUUCAUUUGAAAUCGUGAGUACUAGAAGUGGUUUCUAUGAGUUGUAAAAUUUUAUUUAGUUUUUAAAAAACAGCCCUUUACUCCUUGUUAUUUUCUUAGUGGAGUUGAAUAAUUAUGAGAAUAGGUUAAAUUUAAUUGUCCUAUUGUUCACAAAUGAAAGGGCCUUUUAAGCUUACCAAUUUUUUAUUAUUUUUUUUUUAUUUUAUAGUUGACACCCAUAUCUGGCUGUUUUUGAGAUGUGUAUAUUCAUGAUCCUUGGCAUAUAAAGCAUUUAUAUUUAUUUUCUAUAAAUUUUUAUAUUUAGGUAUUAUUUGAUAAGUGACAUUAGAUAUUCAGUAUGCAUUGCUGUAAAGUGUACUCCCUUCUACAUCUCUUAGUUUCUUAUGUUGAGUAAUGAAAGGUAAGUACAGAGUAUGGUAAUACAUGAAAUGCAUGAAAUAGGUGUGCUUUUACUUUUGACAUUUUAGCAGUUACACUGCAGGCAGUGCAUUAUUUAUUUAUUUUUGUGGAAAAUUUGAUAUAUAUCUUAUGACCAGCACAUUUGAAUUAUGUCAGCAGUAGGUGAUGAAACUAUUACAAAAUAAGUUCUUAUACAAACCCAUUACUUAUGAAUAUACAGAAUGGCUUAUUUUGUAUCUGCAUAUGUCCCUGGUCACAUUUUUUUUCUACUGAAAAAGAAAAAAUUGUUUGCACUACAUACUUCUCAUCUGGAAACUUAGGUAUAUUAACCCAUAACUUUACUUUUUGUGGAAACUGUAAGCCAGAUGGUAUGAUGGGCUGGGAGGAUGCAAGUUUCUUUAUGAUUAAUGGAUUUGUAUAAAAAGCUUGGUUUGGACCAUGAAAGUUGAUAAAUUUCAUCACGACCCCACUAAUCCUGCAUGUACUUGCAUUGCUGUUUAGUGACAAGCUGAAUUAUUGAAAAUCUUAGUGGUUACAUGUGCUUGCAGGGUCUAGCAAAUUACUUGAGGACUAAAAGGAGAUUGGAGUAGUCUCCAUUAGCUCAUAGGCGUGUAAAACCUGUGUAAUGCAGAGCAAGGUGAUUAUAUCAAGUAAGCGUUUCAUUUUAGAAAUGGGAAACAGAUCUUCAGCCAAAAUAUCUGAAGAUUACGCCCCUCAAGUGCCAUGAAUGAUCAGCAGGCGAGUGUCAAGAAGUAUGAGGGCAUAAAUUAUUGGUAAGCUAACUCCCAAAGAUAGCAUGACCUAUAGUUAUUGCUUGUUUUCAUGAAUACAAGUCUGAUAGUGGUGUUAGAAAUAUCUCAUAAAUUUCCUAACUUGACAAAUGCUUUGCAAUGUUACUGGCAGAUAGUUUAAAAAACUCAUCUGCCAAGAGGAAAUGAAAAGAAGCAAAGAUGAAGAAUGUCCAAAUUCUUAAGAAAAGCAGCUACAUGUGUGGUUGCCUGAGAGAUUACAUAAAUUCAAAGGUGGACUUUUUACCAUAAGCCUGUUGAAUUGAGGCAUAACAAGACUAACUCAUGAACAGUGAUUUGCUGUUCUAUCCUCUAAUGUCUAGGACCUUGUAAUCUGUUGUUGUCAGAGGCUGGCUUGCUGCUUUUGAAUAGGAAGAGCCAGAAUAUCAAAUUCCCUUUGGGAAAAGGGAUGGCAGGACUCCUACUAAUCACUAGAGCUGCAUCCUGUCAUGAAGGUUCUAAAAAGGUCUUAUGAGACUAACUGGGCAGUCUUCUAGUCAAAUUGUUGAAAAAUUUUAACUGGGUAACAUUACCAAAGUGGAUGCAUGAACUAUGUUCUGAUGACCCAAGGUGCUCAAUCCUGGAUUAGCACCAUUUGACCAAAGGCUUUGCUCAAACUACUGGACAAAGAUGAAAAUCGCUCAUCCAUAAAAACUAAGUGACAAGGAGGGACAGAAGUUGAUUCAUCACUGACAGUAUUGUCACCAUCACUGGGUUCAGUUUAUGAAUAUCUUUGUAAACUAUGCCCAUCUUUUGCAUACAUGACAUUGAAACCAAAUCAAAUGCAGUAUUUGACCCAGAAAAACUAAUUGGAAAUUCUCAGUUCCUACUGGAUCAUUCCACAGACUCUGCCAUCUCCAGCCUAGAGAGGAAUGUGGUACAAUUUUAAGGUGACUGUGGAAGUCUUGAGAUAUGCAGACAUUAACUAAGAACAUCAAAUGAACCAUUCUACGUCCUUUAAUGGCCGUCUCAAAACAUGGUUGGAUUUCCCAAGAUCAAUGACUGCAACAAGAUAGAAAUUGGGUGCCAUGCCUUUAAACAGGGGAGAGUGAGGACUGAAUUGAGAAACCUUUAUAACCCAUGGAUUUAUUUUGAUGUAGCACUGACAGUCAAAAUGUCAUGCAAGAUUAUAUUUUAUUUCCUCCCCAUCCUCACAAUGAAGACCAAGCAAUUGAAGUUGUGGAUAGUGUGACAACUACACUAAGCUAGCAUUUGAGGAUCAGCAUUCUUCACCCAGGUGUGGAACAUGUUGAUACCACUGUCAGAUAUUCUGAAACAUAAAUAGCAGACCCCUCAGUAGUGGAAUCCCUUGAUCAGAUAGCCAUGAAUGCUUCCUGUAGGGGCUGGCAAAAGUAGCUUGGGCCAGUAGAUUUAUACUUGAUAGCACUGGAAAUGGAGUUAGUAUCACAUGAUUGAGACCACAACUUCAUGGAAAUGUAGUCUCAUUUGAAGAAGAAUCUAUAACCUAGAAAGUUUUGAUAAGUACAAUGAGGUGUAGUGGAUAUCUGCUCACUACACAACAGAUACCACAAAGGUAAUCAUAAAAAUUAAAAGUUUAUAACAGCACAAGUGAAGCACAACUAGAUAAACAGUCUGUUAAUGUAUCACAUAUGACAAUGAAAAUUAUUAUCCAAAACUUACUGUUACACUGAAAAGUGAUUAGUAACUGAUAGAUAAAUGCUUAGAUAGCUUAGUUGAUUAAACACAGAAAGCUUAAUUAAUUAAACACACACAUUGCCAAAAAUACAGAAAAGGAAAAAUGUGUACAGUACUUACUCUUAAAUCUACUAUGGAAAUGUAAGUGAUGAAAGCAAACAGGCACUAGCUAAUGCAGAGCAUCUCAUUGAUAACUUCAUAUCUGGUUAACCUACACAGUAAAAAGAAGCUUCUCUAAUUCAAUUACAGUAAAGAAACUUCCCCUAAAUCAAGUAGUAGUUUAUACUACAGGAACUUUCCCUAAAUAAACUACAUAUUUGCACAAAUUAAUAAGCCAAAAUUAAGCAAUGCUAAUUCAAAAGAGCUACAUUUUAUGAACAAAAAUAUCUGAUAACAUAAAUAAGAAAUACAUGUCAAAAGUAAAAUUUACUUUUUCAUCACCUACACUAAGCAUUACUACAAUUUUUUAAAAAAUGACUAAAAGAAAUUAUUUUAAAUGAUAAACAAUGGAAAAUAAAUUAGUGCUGUAAAUGUGAUCCAGAAAAAAAUCUCCGGAGAAUGUCAGAGCUGUUAAAAGCUCUGCAGGACCAUGAAAAAUGAGGUUAUUAGUUAAUAUAUACCUGAUCCAGAGAGCAUGUAUGUAUUUUGGGAGUUUCUAUUUUCAAACAAAAGGGAACAUUUGCAGAAGCAAAUUAAGCCAUUUAUUUGAUAAAUGGGGCUAUAGUGAAAGAGAGAGCAUUGAUUGUAGGAUACAAACAGUUUUAGUGCUUAAUAACAUGGAGAAAUUUUCUAUUUUUGGCCUCCUUUGCAAAUCUAGUGAUUUGAUGAAGGGUAAAAGUAAAGAUAAUACUAAAGUGUUAUUUUAAAUCAAAUAGCAUUCAGCAAGCAAAGUUCAUACUUAAGAAGCACUAAUUUUUUUCAUUUUACUGCCCAAUGUUCUAGAUCUACUAAUAAUGCCAGUGUUUGCCAAGUCCCAGUGUUAGUUGCUGAAUGUAGUAUUAAUAUAGCUGGUGUGUACUGGACUGAAACUAAUAUUAUACUCCUAUGUUGGAGUCUGCUAAGUCAAAUUUUACCUAAGGUGAGAGAGGAUUCAAUCUUAAGCCUUGGUUUUAUUAUCCCAGAGAAUUUUGCCUUAUAUAGAGUUUUCUUGCUUCUGUGCUUCUCUACUUUGUAAAAGCAAAUGCUUUUAUGACAAGUAUAUUAUAUGUGAAAUUGUUUUAUGAUGGUACUUGCAUUAUUCAUAAUCUCUUGGCAGCCGUCAUUUGUUAACUCCAUGUUCUUAGGCAUCUGAAGCUGCAAAUUUAAUUUCAGAAGGUAGUGUUACUGGAAAGUUAAUUUGAUAUAACAGUCUCUACAAAAUAGAACUAUUUAAUAAUAAUGUUUCGGUAUGAUUUUAAAUCAAUUUAAUAGCAAAACCUCUAAGUGCCCUUCCUUUUUUAUAAUUUGUUUAGGUACUGAAAAUACUGUACUCAGAAUCACACGAUGAAUGUAUCGGUUUGCCAUGCGUACAUAUGUUAGCCAGCCCUGUGAGAGCUGGAACUUGUAUCUUGAUGGUCUUUUUAUAUAAUCUUAUCAUCUUUUGAGAGUACGUCUUUAAAGAAUACCUCAAGUGUGUAUAAAAUUAAAAUGUUCCAUUUUGUAGUUGAUGUUAAUGAGUUAAAGGAAUUUUUUCAGUUACAGAAAACAAAUGUGCUGCCUAGUGUUACCAAAUUUAUGGUGUACUGAUGAUGUUUUUGGUUGUAAAAUAGUUGUUGAAGUUCAGUAUUACAGUAUGUGAAUAUUAUUUAGCAGUACAGUAGUGAAUUUUAUCUUGUUUGCAAUUGUUGACUUUUCAGUGCAAGUCCAAUUAACUGCAACAUAUACUAGCUUCCUACAAUGUGGUACAGUGGUAUCAGUAAAGUACAGGUAGCCGUUAAUUAAUGCCUGCAGUAAGAAAAAUGUAAAAGAAAAAUUCAAGGGUAGUUUAAGCAGCUAGUUGUGGCACACAGGGUGAAAUAUUGUUAUUGAUAAGCACAUUGCCAUAAUAUUGGGUGUGUUAUGUAUAUGAUCCAGUGUGUUAGUGUAAUUUUGUUAUGCUCCUGCCUCUGGCCUAAGCUAUCAAAGUCUACUCUCCUCUUGAAAUAGUAAAAUGCAUGUAGUCAUAACCCAUAUAUUUAAAAUUUGUCAUUCAAUGUUCUGCUCUGCACAACCUAGCCAAAAUAGAAACCAUUGUUUUGUAUAAUGAUGAAAAAGGAUAAUAAAGCAGGCAGACACCCAGAUGAGUAUUUGGACAGGGCUAAAUUCAGAGAAGAGGAUAGACACUUUGGCCAUGGGUAUUGUGAGGUUGGCUCAAGUAAAUGAUAAGGUGCAGCAGAUGGAAGCAGCGUUGCCAUUACUUAGAGGCUAUGUGAAGUAAAGGAGAGAUAUAUUAUUUAUAUUUUUAUACUUAGGCAUUACCUGAUUUCUCUUUAAGAAUCAUUUGAUUUCUUUGCACACAAAUACCUGAUUUAAGAUAGGUUAAUAUCAAGGAAAUUUUGAAGAUUAUUUGAGUACCAUAUUGUGCUGUAUAUCUGUAACUAUUGUAGUGCACCACCUGGGUUUUGUACAAAUAUUGCAGCUAAGUUCUUUUAAUUUUUUUAUAUAUAAAUUAUUUUGUAAUUUUUCAAGUGUGAUCAGUUACUCAACAUCUGUUCAGAAGAGCUACUUCUGGGUCAUCUUUUGGGUCAUGGAGAUGACAUUGCCCUCAGCAUCUUCAGCAAGCACAUAGUCUCGAUUUUGUAUGCUUUGCCUAUUUAGAUCGAUUCAUGUCAGAAAAUAUUCUUUAAUUCUAUCAAGUGUGCCAUAUGUAUUUUAUGAAUGUUAAUCAGCCUAUGUGAGUACAUAUUGUAGUUCUGCAUUCAUUAAUUCAGUUUAACAAUUCUUUAAUAAAUAAAUGAGAUAUUAAUGCUGCCAUUAAGACAUUUUCAACAGAGAACAAAAAACAAGAAUGAAUUAGGUAUGUUUUGAUAGAAUACACAUUUGUGGAGUCACUCCAAAUACUGUUGUUCAUAACCUGAAAUUUCAUCCUACAGAUUUUUCUUAAGAUACUGUCUUGAAAUAUUUUUUUUUUUAAUACUGGCCUUUAUUUCAAAGGAGAUAAAAAAAGUUUGCCAUUGUAGGAUAAUUUUGUAUUAUCCAGAAGCCAUAGAUUUAUGAAUAAUGGGAAUUCUUUUCUGUACUAGCCACAGUUAUAAGGAUCAGCUAGCCAAGAUAUCAUCAAGUUCCAAGUGGAUUAUCUGGAAGAAAAUGUUUUUUUGGAGUCAAGACAUGUAUCCUGAAAUGUUUCAUUUGUAUAUCAUUGACACAGCAUUGUACAGAGGGGAAAAGUGUUAUGACAACCCAUUCCUGAAUACUCAUUAAGUGAUAUGGCCAAGUUUUAUAUUUUUUAUGCACUUUUAUGACUUGCUUAGUAUGUAGUAAAUGUCUAGACACCCAGUAUAUAGAUUAACAGUUGUAAUUUUUGCACUUUAAUAGUCACUAUAAUAUCUAUGAUCAGUGCAGUGAAUUUUAUAAAAACUAAAUUUCUACUCUGUAUUUUCUCAUCUGAAUAUUUUGCCAAAUUCAUCCCCAAAUAAAUACUCAUAUUUGAAGGUCAAAUAGUGGAAUUUUUGGGAGUAUUAUGUCAUAUAACUUCAAGAGGAUAACGAUAGCUAAUCAAAGCACAAUUUGAAAUCAAAUAGCAGAUUUGCACAUUUGCACAGAAAAAUUAAAUGUCGAAGGCCUAUGCUUUAAAUUCCCAGUAAUAACCACUCAUUUAGCAGCUAUUGAGAUAUGCAUACUGGAGAGAUUGCAAAAGUUCAGAUUUAAUGUUGGUAUAUAAUGCUUAGGAAUACUGUUUUAGCAAUUAGAAAAUUACUUGAAGGUUUCGAAUUCGUUCACUGCAGUGAAAUGUUUUUGUACCAUCUUGAAAAACCUAAUUCAUUGUAGUGAAAUGUUUUCGUAACAUCUUGAAAAACCAAUGUAUAGAGAGCAUUUAAUUUUUUUCCCUGCAAGCAACUGACCUGAGUGGUAUUGAUUUAGGUUCAUUUAUUAAGACAGUUUAGGAUAUUAAUUAAAAAGGGGUAAAAAAUGAAAGAAAAAAGAACUAUCCCCAUUUUCUCUGACAUGUCCUGCAUUUCAAUAAUUGGUCUGCAAAGCAAACAAUUCAAGUGCUUAUGAAGAGCUGGGCUUUGCUUUCUAUGCACUCAAAUUUUACCUGUAUAAUGGAUUAUUUAUUUAUUAUAUGUCAUAUUUGUAUUGUAUACAAUGAGAAGUAAUUUCAGACCUUGUCAAACUUUAAAAAUUCAAUAUCAAAAGAAUUACUUUGAGUAAAUCAGAAGGCAUAGUAGGUUUUGUUUCAGAUCUGUAAAUAUAUUCACUAGCAACAAACCCCAAUGUCUGUAAAUUAUUAUAGCAGCAAGCAAGACCACAACUAUGUGUAAGUACAUCUAAUUUUGUGUUUUCUAUCUGCCCUUUUUGUCAGAUUUGGAUCUUUGACCACUAGGUAACAUGUCCUUUGCCAUCUCGUGUGUGAGUGCAGUCAGGGCAAGGCAGCCCUGUCUUCUGUGGCCCAGUUAGAGUAAUGGGCAUGUCACCCAAAUGUCAAGGGCUGAAAUUCCUUCAGGGAAAGAUAAAAAAAAUCAAGUGCUGGAUGUACACUCAAUAUGGUUUUGGUGCUAUUAAUGCAUGGAAAACCCACUACUAUUUACCAAAUACUUUGUAACAAAAGGAAAUCAAAAAAGGAAAUGGAUAGUUACUAGAAUGAUGGUCCCACUAAUAUACAAAUUGUUAUGCAUUGUGUAGUCUAGGUUUUUUAAAAAAUAAAAAAAAUAAAUAAAAAAAAAUCACCUGGAGGAAGUUUACGCAGUAUAUGAAAAUUUUAAUGUAGUAUUCAUACUUCAAAUUAACAGUAAUUUUUGUUGGUUUUGAUAAAGUAGAUGUCAAGAAAAUUAAUACCUGAUGCUUUAUAAAGGUCGUAUAUUCCAAGAGUGUUUCCCCCCCAGGAGCUUUUUGUCGAGAGGAUGAACCGAAACGGCAGAUUUUUAAAAGUUAUAACUCAUUUGUAUUUGUGGGGUUAGUCAUUUAUUGAUUUUCUUUUCUUUUCUUUUCACGUUCACGAAGAUGUUCGUCCAUUAAUAACAUUGGGUGUUUGGCAAUUGAAAAAGUGUUCUAUGUGAAGAGAAAAAUGACUGCCAUGAGUUGCUUUUCAGUGGUUUAAGGGUUUGUAAUACUUCGUAUGUUGUAAAAGAUUCAAAUGUAGCUCGGUCAUAUAAGCAUCAAUCAAAUUGACUCCUGGUUAUUUGUUUCAUUUGCUUAUUUGAAGUGAUGUGUGUUGAAUUACCAAAGAACUGGAAAUGGUGGCAAAUUCUGGUUGUAGUUCUAUUUUUAACCAGAUUUUGUAAGUUAGGAUUGUGAUAGGAAUCUCAAAAGGUAUAAAAAUGUCACUUUAAACAUAGUACACAAUAAGUAGUAGCUUCAGCAUAGGCAAAUAUCCCAUUAAACCUGUGGUAGGGUAAAGGAUCACUGCCAAUUGCCUUUUUGGUGCUAGGAGGACCUGAAUUUGGUAAGGACACAAUGUCAUGGGUCAUGUGUCAGUCAUCACCACCUUGUGAAAUGCAGUUCUCAUUUUGAUAUAUACUAUUUACACCAGUGACACAUUUGACAAGGUGAAGGUUGGAAUGAUUAGAGUUUUACUUUGAAAUUGUAGCAGAAAGAAGCUUCAUCUAACUUGUAUGUAAGAGGUAUUUCAUUAGUGAACAUAGGAAAGUCAAGAUUUAUUCUUCAUAUGUUAGUAUUUAGAGUUAAACCAUGGCCAGCUCUUUACCCAGGGGACAUAGUCUUCUUAAGUGGUGAAGUAUUUCUGGGUGAAUGUCUACAUAAAGGAAUUAUUGGUAGUUUUGUCUUUUAUCGGGUAUACAAUCAAGUACUGUUUGGUAUUUAAAAAGUUGAGAAUCAUGAAUAGAAACGUCUAUAGAUUUCACAAUGUAAAGUUUUUAUGACUUAAUUCACCAUCUUCCCUGUUAGGACAUGAACCCAUGAGCUGUUUGUGAUUUUGAAGUGUGGAGGUCCUUGAUUAGUCACACUAUGAAGAAUUGAUCCAGAUAUCCUUGAUUGCAUCUUUUAUAUUAAGGCUUAUAUGAAUUUUUCUUAGUAAGUAGGAAUUGGGAGAAAAUUUGAAACAUUUUUGAUAAAUAACAUUGCUGAGGUUCCCUCAAAUUCAUGCUGUAUUGGAGGUGAGGCAACAGUGGUAUGGCUAUUUUACAUCAUAAAUAUCAUGGAGAAAAUAUAUACAUAAAAAAAUGCUCUGAGAAAAAUUUGUUAAUGUAUAUUUUUAAAGGACAAUUUAUGGCAGAGUAUGAUGAAAAAGAACCCUACCAUUGUGUUCAUUGAGCCAUCCCAAGAUAACAUAUAUUUUGGUGCUUCUUACGUAAGAUUUUCUUUUGUACUUAAGAAAGCUUUAGCAGAGUCUUUCUGAAGAAAGCUUUAGCAGAGUCUUUCUGAAGAAAGCUUUAGCAUAGUCUUUCUGUAUGUCAUAUGGCAUCCUUCAAAAAGCACAUGCAGUUAUUCACACUGCUAUGAAACAUUCUAAUUUUUGGACUCUGCAAAGUUGCAUCCAUAUGCACAAUACUUAAAAGUGCUAUAUUAUUGCUUUUGAAAGAAAAUGCAUGCAUCUCUUUAGUAUUUAUAGAUCAACAACAACAUGAAUAAAAUUUUAAUAGUAUUUAAAUUAUACUUUAUAUUUUUAUCUAUUUUUAUAUUUUGAAAACUUAGUCUAGUAAUAAGGUACCUAAUGCCUUUGUAGUGUAAAAUGUGACUGUCAUUAUAUUAGUAUUACAGACUUAAUCUUUUCAGAUAGAUUUACACCCUUAAUGGUCUUGCUAUCAAAUUAAUUGGGAACUAUGGUAAUACAGUAUAUGCAAAUGCUUUACUUUACUUACACACAAGUGCACUAGACUCUCCAUCAGGCCAACUCUUCUUCAUUUCUCUUGAAGGAUAUUGUGCAGUGAUGGCUCCCCUCUCCCCAAGGCAUCACUUUCCUUUUUCUCAUCUGACAGCAGUAUUGUCUUUUCAUUCAUAACAGUAAUCAAUGAUAAAUCUGUCUAUUGAGCUGUGUGUUUUUUCUAUAUAUUUAUGAUUAUAGUUUAUGAAAUUCAUGGUAAGGUAUUUUAUGUGGGCAGCCAAAAGCAAUAAAAUUGUUCGUAUAAAAAGAGGAAGAGAACAGUUUUCCACUGUUUUAUUCAUUGAAUUUUUUGUAAGAGGCCUACUGCAAACUGGCGGGUACAUUGUAUAAAGUUAACAGUUACGUGUGUAUGUAUGAGUUGCCAGAUGCCACAGGUUCCUUCCUUUACAAUCUCUGAAUGUUUUCAACCUGUUUCCAGCUGGUGCAAAAUGAUUAACCUAUUGUUAAGACCUCAGGUUUGUUAGCUAUGAAAAAUACAAAUUGAAUUUGUCAUAUCACUUAGGGUAUGUGACAUUCUAGGGCAAUUCAGUAGAAUAUUCCAUAUACAAGCGGAGUCAUAGUUAAUACGUAUUUGGAGAGAUGUGAAGACAGUCAACAUGGUGAUCUGAGUAGUGUCUUGGAGAAUCAAUGCCAAAUGAUACUAUUGCAUAAGACUGAACUUGAUGGUAGGAACUCAUUUACUAGAGUAAAACAUGGAAUGAAUCUCUAUUAACAAUAGUGUUAUUAUAACACAGACUGAAGUUAAAGUAAAAAUUUUGUUGCCAUGAGGAUAAAAAUAUAAUGGAAAAAAAUUAAUUUUGCAAACUUUGCUUAUGUUAUAUAACAUGCAGCACUAAAGCUGAAUCAAGCCCAAGAUUUCAUUUAAAAAAAUUUAAAUAUAGAGACUAAGUUUGGACCAAUUAUGCAUUUUUACUCAAAGUUUGACAUAUGCCAACCCCUGUCAGUUUUUUCCCUCAAGAGAAUAACUAAUAAAAUAUCUUGAAAGGACACAAUGAUAUAAUAAAACAGUAAUAUGUACUUUAAUGAUUCAGCAUAAUUUAUAUUCUAGAAAAAGCUGUCAUUUCCAUAGAUUAUUUGGCUUCAUUUAAAAUAUGAUUCUUAAAUGAGCUAGUCUUUUAACUGUUUAGAAAUCACCCUGAAUUUGGUUGGACACACUUUUUUGGUUAAAUUGGUAAAAAAUAAAAUGGCCAGGUCCUGUAAAAAGUUUUCAUACCCUGGAAUGUGGAAUAUACAAAUGCUUGCCUUUCUUUACUGUAAACGAAAUAGUUCAUAAAAUGAUGAUUAUAUGAAAGUGGUGGAUAAUAUAUAGAUCCAAAGAAGUGUCGUCAUUUUAUUAUUCAUUAAAAUAACUUUAAAAGCUAUGAUAAUUUCCUUUACUGAAGAAUUUUCUGUGAAUUUUUUAGUAGUACAGAAAUACUAAUAAUUUGCUGUUGAAAAGGCUUCUUGCAUCACUACCAUAUACAAAUGGCAAAGAUAACUCACCAUUCACUGUCUUAUUGAUAUUUUCCACACAAAGGGCUUUGUAAGUCAUCUGAACAAUUAUUUUCUAGUAUCUAAUUUUUGAACAAUAAAUUAUUUUCUAGUAUUUAAUUUUGUGGGAGUAACAG
Messenger RNA from Macrobrachium nipponense, 22926 nucleotides. RefSeq names its product zinc finger protein PLAG1-like. Gene Ontology annotation, molecular function: RNA polymerase II transcription regulatory region sequence-specific DNA binding; DNA-binding transcription factor activity, RNA polymerase II-specific. Gene Ontology annotation, cellular component: nucleus. NCBI's taxonomy places the organism in Eukaryota, Metazoa, Arthropoda, Malacostraca, Decapoda, Palaemonidae. Gene Ontology annotation, biological process: regulation of transcription by RNA polymerase II. The record is from RefSeq and is a predicted model, not a curated record.